UUUAGGCAUGGCACCAGUUGGUAAUUUUUUAAUAAGAUGGAUACUGUUGGUUGCUUUGGUUGCAAGUAUAUCUACAAUAUUUUAUUUCACUUCUACUCAAAAUGAACGGAAUAAUGUUCGAAGGUUUAACUCAAUAGGAUAUCCGAAAUUUAUAUUGCCGAAUAUAAUGAAGAACGAAUCAACGGUUGAAGAAUUCGUUGCUAAAACACAUCAUGUGAAAAAUCAACCAGCUUCCAUUGCACCACAUUUGCUGGAGGAUGACGAUGAAUAUUCGGUACAAAUAUUCUAUUAUCCGUGGUAUGGAAAUCCAGAAUUUGAUUAUGGGAAGUAUUAUCAUUGGAAUCAUCGCUUUAUUCCGCAUUGGGAUCCGAAUAUUUCAAAGAAUUAUCCAACAGGUUUUCAUGUUCCACCGUUGGAUAUCGGUUCGAAUUUUUAUCCAUUUUUGGGGCCGUAUAGUAGCCGAAAUCCGGCAGUAAUUGAGCAGCACAUGAAAUGGAUGUCAUCAGCUGGUAUAGAUGUUGUUAUUGUUUCAUGGUUUCCUCCAGAAAUUUCUGAUGAACAGGGGCAUCCGUGGGAUGAUUUAAUACCGACAUUGUUAGAUGUUGCGGCAAAGUAUCGCAUGAAAUUAUCGUUUCAUAUGGAACCUUACAAAAAUAGGAAUGGUGAAUCGCUUCGUACUGAUAUCGAAUAUAUUAUUGACAAAUAUGGUAAUCAUUCAGCUUUGUAUAGGAUGAAAAGGCCAAAAUCACGAAAAACGACUAAUGAUGAAAAAAAUAGUCGCCGUGAUCAGUAUCUACCGUUGUUAUACUUUUACGAUUCGUAUCUUGUAUCCUCCGAUGAAUGGAAAAAGUUAACCGGACCAUCUGGGGAGUUGACUGUGAGAGAUAGCAAAUACGAUGUUCUUUUUAUUGGUCUCUUAGUCAAAUCAGAAGAUAGACAUUCAUUGUUGGCUGCUGGAUUCGAUGGAUUUUAUACAUACUUUACAGCUAAAGGCUUUUCUUAUGGUUCUACUCCUUCAUCUUGGCCUUCAUUGAGCGCCUUCUGAAAAAUGGUUUAGUUUUUAUACCUUCGGUGGGUCCUGGUUAUGAUGAUCGCCGUGUGCGACCUUGGAAUGCGGCAAAUUACAGAGAUCGGAUGAAUGGCAAAUAUUAUGCGGAUAUGUUUGAAAUGGCUCAUAUUGCAAAGGUAAAUAUCAUAACGAUAACGUCAUUCAAUGAGUGGCAUGAAGGUACACAAAUCGAACCAGCAAUACCAUUCACUAAUAACAACACGGGUUUUGUGUACAGUACCUAUGAUCAGGGACCAGAGCAGUAUCUCCACCAAACACUUGAUCUUGUCAAAAAAUAUUUUACUCCAAUGCAUAGAAUUGCACCUGAAAAAAUUGUCAACAUAGUCAAAUAAUAGCGCUCAUAUCAUUUUCUUGUAUUUUAGGAUAUAUAACGUCAGUUUACCUU
This is a messenger RNA of Loa loa (African eye worm), 1454 nucleotides long. RefSeq lists its product as hypothetical. The transcript has 9 exons. The record is from RefSeq and is a predicted model, not a curated record. Gene Ontology annotation, cellular component: Golgi apparatus. NCBI's taxonomy places the organism in Eukaryota, Metazoa, Nematoda, Chromadorea, Rhabditida, Onchocercidae. Gene Ontology annotation, molecular function: alpha-mannosidase activity. Bases 8 to 1045 code for a protein of 345 amino acids.